AUGCCGGGAGGUGAUCAGGCCGACGCGGAAGGAUUCCUUCCGCUCCUUUUCCAGGAAAGUGGGAACUCGGAGGUGAUCCUGAUGAUCCUGGAUCUGGGCAGCCUGGACUCCGUGCGAGCUUUUGCGCAGACCUUCUUAGAAUCGGAGCCCCGUCUGGACAUCCUCAUCAACAACGCAGGGGUCUUUCAGGGUGGCCAAACUGCCGAUGGCUUUGACCAGGCCUUCCAGGUCAACCACUUGGCCCACUUCCUGCUGACCCACCUGCUCCUCGACCGGCUGAAGCGCUGCGCCCCGAGCAGGAUCGUAACUGUGGUCUCCAGUAUCCACGUUUUGGGGAAGAUCGACUUUCGGACCAUCCACAGGCCGGUGGAAGGGAUGUGGCAAGCUCUGCAUUCGUACUCCAACAGCAAACUAGCCAACGUUCUCCAAGUGAGAGAGUUGGCCAACCGACUGGAAGGAACCGACGUCACCUGCUACGCGGUUCAUCCAGGUAAGUGGAAGUCCGGCUCCAAGGCGCUCCAGAUCGAGCCCCCCCCCCGUAUCCCAAUGGGUGCUCCCUUGACCUCCUAUGCAGACCACCCAGGGAGUUUCCUCCACCAAGCUCAGCUGCGGAGGGAGAACGUCUCCCACCAUCCCAGGUCCCGAAUCCUAGAAUCUUAG
Molecule: messenger RNA, 660 nt
Organism: Thamnophis elegans (Western terrestrial garter snake)
Lineage: Eukaryota; Metazoa; Chordata; Lepidosauria; Squamata; Natricidae
Product: dehydrogenase/reductase SDR family member 13-like
Exons: 3
Coding region: 1-660 (219 amino acids)
Source: RefSeq, a predicted model, not a curated record